Messenger RNA from Salarias fasciatus (jewelled blenny), 4261 nucleotides. RefSeq names its product transmembrane protein FAM155A-like. The record is from RefSeq and is a predicted model, not a curated record. Gene Ontology annotation, cellular component: plasma membrane. Gene Ontology annotation, biological process: calcium ion import across plasma membrane. The transcript is spliced from 3 exons. Bases 422 to 1570 code for a protein of 382 amino acids. Lineage: Eukaryota; Metazoa; Chordata; Actinopteri; Blenniiformes; Blenniidae. Gene Ontology annotation, molecular function: stretch-activated, monoatomic cation-selective, calcium channel activity.
CCGCGCACUCGGUCCAGCUUGGCGCGCGCCACUCGCACACCGUCUCCGGGCGAACAUGGCGGCACCUUGACGGAACGGCAGCGGGGUGAAGAGAAGCAGAGCCCGCAGCCCAGCGCCACUCCGCAGCCGCAGCCGCAGCCGCACACCGCCAUGCGGGGCCCCGCCGCACCGAGGCCGGGGGAGACGCUCCAGUAACGGGAGUCGAGGCUGCGCAGAGGAGCGGCGCGGCGGGGAGGAGGAGGAGGAGGAGGAGGAGGAGGAGGAGGAGGACAGCCAUGGAGGAUGCGGCCCGUCUCCUGCCCCUCUCGGAUGGGAAGCGCCGCUGAAGGCACCGAGCAGCCGCCCGACGCUCCGCGGAGCCCCGGUCCAUGAGCGCAGCGGCGGCGGAGCCCACACGGUGGAGGCGGCCGGUUCCCAAAAUAUGACCAGGGGUGCUGGGACGUGUUGGCAGCAAGCAGACGACGACGGCGUCCGAAUCUGGCUCGAGCCCCCCCGCGACACCCAGAAGCCAUUCACCGACUCCGAGAGGGCGCAGAGAUGGCGGCUGUCCCUGGCCUCGCUCCUCUUCCUCACCGUGCUGCUCUCUGAUCGCCUGUGGUUCCGCGCCGAGGCCACGCUGCUGGCCCGGACCCGGGACAGGCUCCUCCUCCUCCCCCCCCCGCAGCCCAGCCUCAGAGGAACCCCCCAGCAUAUUUUUCUAGGAAACUCCAGCGGGACCUGGUGGCGGAUGGACGCCUGCCACCGGGACCGCGUCUCCGCGGACUGCCUCGCGCUGGCGGACGCGGACGCGGACCGCCUGUGCGCGGGCCUGGCGUCCUCGUCCCCCGCCGAGCGGGGGGGCAACGUGAGCGAUUUGUACCUGUCGUUUUGUAACUCCUACUCGCUGCUGGACCUGUUCCGCGGCGCCGCCAGUCCGGACAACCUCAACUGCAGCCUGGACGUGCUGCUGGGCGGCGACGCCGGCCGCUGCAGCCUGUGCGUGCAGGCGUACCAGCGCUACGACCAGCACGCGCAGGAGAAGUACGAGGACUUCGAGGCGCUCGCGCAGAAGUACGAGCCCGCCGCCUUCUCCGUCAGGACGUGCAUGGAGCGCUGCAAGACGGCCUACAAGCCCUGGCUCUGCUCGCAGUACUUCCCGGCCACCGCCCAGCGCUCCUGUCAGAGGAAGGUCCCGUGCCACCAGUACUGCCUGGAGGUCCAGCAGAGCUGCCCCUUCAUCCUGCCCGACAACGACGACCUGAUCCACGGAGGAAGCCCCAGCUUCAUCUGCACAGGUCUCCUGGGAGACGAGCCGUCCUCCGGCGAGGCGCAGUGCUGUGACGUGCGGUGGGACUCCAGAGUGGACGGUCCGUCGGGCGGCACCCUGAAAAGGACAGUGUCCCCCUGCGCGCCCGGGGGGGCGUCGGGGGCCUCGGUGACCUCGGCGGCCACGCCCAGACUGUGCGGCGGGCGGCUGAAGAUCUGCCUGCUGGCCCUGGUCCUCCUGCACACCGUCAUCGUCAUCUCCGCCGCCCACAACUCCACCGCCGCCAUCUUCUCCCCGGAGGAGGGCGCGGCCAGCGAGGAGUGAACUCUGGGGGGCGGAGCCCACAGCCGGGAGGCGGGGCUUCAACCGGGACCCAGACCUUUGAAACAAAAAAAAAACAAAAAACAAACCCCGAAAAGAAGUGACCUCUGGCCUCUGGAAACCUGCUCAGUGUUUCUGUUCCAGCCACAUGUUUUCUCACCUCCCCCCCCCUCCCCCCUUCUCUUUCCUCCCCCUCCCUGUGAGCGAAUGAAGAAACAGACAUCCUCAUCCCCCCACAUCCUGCAUCCCACUCAGAGCCCGGUUGUAGUUUGGUUCCCUGGGGAGCCUGUGAGAACCGCUGUUGAUGUUCCUGGUUGUUUUUGCCUGAAUGAAUCAAAAUGAGUCGAGUUUUAUUUUGAAAAUCUGCAUUUCAAUUUGCGUUCUGUUCUGUCAGAGCUGACGUCUGAGUUCCACCAGUCCGAUCGGAGGUCAGUAGUUAAGCUCUUGCCUCACACGUUUGGGGACCACGGUUCGAGAUCCGGUCCUGUCCACAAAAGUUUAAAUCACAUUUUUGUUUCUUCUUUUGGGCGCUUACGUUCACAGCUGUCAGCUUUAUUUUGACUGGAACUGGAAACACCGAAGGACCGGGUCUGAGUCAGGUUCCAGCUCUAGACUAGAACCAGAACCAGAACCACCUUGUUAGGAACGGGGGGGGGGUCUUAGAUUAGAACGCUCUGGGUGCCACGAUGGGGUUGAUGUGUCAGCUGCAGAGGCACCGCCUGUUACCGUCACCCACCCGUCAUCCACACAUCAUCCUUCAUCCACCCAUCAUCCUCCCCUCAUCCACUCAUCUCCCGAUGUCCAGCGUGUGUUCAACUAUUUCUCAGACCUUGUACGACGGAACAUGUUCUCCACCAGACUCUGGACUUUAAGUGCCCUGAGGGCGGUUCUAGCAGUAACCCACACCCCCACCCUCCAGACCGAUCCAAAAUGUCCACUGGAUUUUCUUAAGGCCUCGAUUCAAUCUUAUCCCGACGAAGGGGACGAUCCGGAAUCGUCCCGGGAUCGUCCCGGGAACGAUCCAGGAUCUUCCCGGGAGUGAUCCGGGACGAUCCUGGAUUGUUUCCGGGAUGAACCCGGGACGAUUUUGGGACGAUCCUGGAUCGAUCGAGGGUCAAUCCAGGGUCCAUCUGGGGGCGAUCCAGGACGCCAUAACAAUAGGAGCCUCGUUUAUCAACUGCAGACACGUUGUACGGACCAGUUUUGGCUCUGGCAAAAACUGGCAAUUUUAUUUUGAGAAAACUUUCAGAUCCAUCGGUCUUUGCUCCGUACAUCGUCCAGACCUCGGUAGGCCUUACCAUGCGGCGAUCCGUCGGUUCUUCAUCACCGUCGGGGAGCUGAUCGGCUGGAUUAAAGAUGGCCGACAUCAGCUCCGACCCCCCGGUGUCGGACUGACGGAACGGCGGCUGAUGGUCCCGAUCCACAGAGGUCCUCGGCUCAGACCGAUCAGUCAGCGCUCCUCUUGAUAAACGAGGUUCCACAUGUUCCAGUGCCUCUCUGCUGCAUCAACCCCGCGAGGCAAACGCAAGCUAGUGCGAGAGACCCCGGUCGCAACUCCCCGUGGCUCCAACUAACCAACCAACCAACCAACCAACCAACCAACCAACCAAUCAGUCAGUCAGUGGAUGGGACUGCAGUGGCCUCUGGCCGCCGUCGGCCACAGGCGAGCUGUGUUAGCGUCAGCGUGAGGAGUUUUCAAGGGCUGCUCAUCUGCUUUUCUUUGUUUUUGCCGGCGGUUUGUAGAAACACCACCGACACCAAAAACCGGCGGUUAGGAAGGUGCGUCUUAUUUUGGAAGGAUCGCCCUCCUUCCUGGGGGAGCUCCUCCUUUCUCUCUGUCCCUCAUUAACGGCUCCGAAUUCAUCUUCACGCCCCUCCCCCCUCCUGCCCCUCCCCCCUCGGCCCCCCCUCCUCCGGAUCUCUGACAGUUUGCCUUUGGACUCCUCACCACUUUGGUUGUUUUGCUCGAUGUUUGUUUGUUUGUUUGUUUGUUUUCUUGAAGUGUGGAUGCUAAUGGAAGCUGUUAGCUCUGAGAUGAGGCCCAGCGGACGCCCCCUCCUACUCCAGCCACUGGAGACACGCCCAUUUCUGGAACGACACGCCCACUUCUCUGACUCGCCAGUUUAUGUUAGACACGCCCACUUCCCGGAAGGCCACGCCCACUCGGACGCCCGUUGGGUGAAGUGGUGAGCGAGUCACCCUCAUCCUGCUGUCAGUGCGGGAAUCAAUGGAGAAAGUGGGCGUCGCUGUAAAUUCCCAGAAUCCUCGGCAUUUAACUAGGUGGUCAAAAGGUUUGAUCCUAACUAACCCAAACCCAAACUUUCACUCUUUCAACUGGUUUUGGAAAAACAGAUCUUCAGAGUGGGCGUGUCUGGCCAGGAAGUGGGCGUGUCUCGUGCUCCUGAGGACACGCCCCCUAACUCACCCCUCUCCGUUGCACCUUCUGUCUGUUCUGUUGUAAAUAUGUCCUGGAGACACAGGAGCCCCGUUUUCUUUCUUUCUGGUUCCCCUGCGCCUCCCCUCCUCCUCUCGUCGUCUGAAGCAGUGGUGUGAGGUGAUGAGUACGACUGUUGGAUGUUUAAAAAGAUGAGGGAAAAAGAGGUCUCGAGAAAUAUAGAUUGGAAAAAAAAAAACCCAACAAGCAGCUUGAGUUGAGACAAAGGGUUCCACCAUAGAGAAACGUUGUCAUAUUGU